AUGGCGAUCUUCGACGUUUGGCACGACUUUUGGGAAGUGCUCGAGUACGUGACUGAUACCAUGACUGCAGCAUCCGAGGAUGAAGAUACAGGUGUGAAAGCGCCAUUUCCGAAGCGGGAGCACGUCGAGAUGGGAGGAUACCCGCAAUCAACCUUUGCCCUUACCGUUAUAACGAAGUGGCCAUCAAACAAAUUCAUCAACGGCCAGCAAGUGGGUGACGGCGGCCAGUCCUCUAUCGAGGCCCCACAGGAGUGGUUCCUCAAUUUGCAACCUAGGUCUACAAACUUUGAGCGCAUGUCCCUCCAUCCUACCAACCAGCUGCUCCAUGAACAUCUUGUCCUCUUUUUGAGCACGGCAAAAGCUUUGAAGUCAUUUGAAUACCAUAUUGGGCAUGAUCGGUCUUCGAGACCUGUAUCGACGUCCGACAUUAGCCGGGUGCUGGACCAGCAAAAAGAAACGCUGAAGUCGGUCGUGUUAUACAUUUCUCCAAUUGCACUCAAUGAAGGGUCGACAUAUUUGCCUAUGAACUUUAAGGAAUACUCUGCCUUGACAGUCUUGAGCAUCUCUUUUGGCUUCCUUUUCAGAUUCUCUACGUUAAGUAUUGACACCCAUCAGUUUGACGUCUCAGCCGCGCAAAAUCAUAUUUUCGAUGAAUUACCAGUGUCGCUAGGAAUCCUCGAGAUAUUGCAGUGCGGUCCCAGGGCCGUAGAAGCUGCGACGUCAGCGGUGGGUGCGGUAUUCAGAAUGAAAGAGAAGAGGUGGCCGAGGCUGGAUAAGGUGGGAAUUGCAGUUGAUGGAAUGGCAUGGCAAACCCUGAAGAAGAUGCGGGAGGAGCUACAAGCGGAGGGUGAGGCAUAUGGGGUCACGUACACAGCGAUGAAAUGGAGAACGCUACUAGGAGAUCCGAGAGGGGAUACGAGCGACGACGACGACGACGACGAUCAAGAGAACGAGAAUAUCCACGAGUACUCUGAGGGAGCGACAGAGACGCAGAUGAGUACGAAGAAGAGGAUAGCGAAGAGGAUAGCGAAGAGGAUAGCGAAGAGGAUAGCGAAGAGGAUAGCGAAGAGGAUAGCGAAGAGGAUAGCGAAGAGGAUAGCGAAGAGGACAGCGAAGACGAAUGAAGGAACGGCCACCAGUUCUUUCCAGGAGCUAGAGGGAUCUCAGAAUCAAACGUUACUCGACACCGCUGACUACCGAAGCUUGCAUGUGCAUAUUUCAACUCAUAAAAUCCUUUGUCCACAACAUUACAAGGCUUCUGCGUCAACUGUCCCUCGUUCACACGAUCCACUUUCGCGCCGAGUCCACUUCUUCGCCAAAAAUUUUCUCGCAUCCCAUUAA
Messenger RNA from Paraphaeosphaeria sporulosa, 1341 nucleotides. RefSeq lists its product as uncharacterized. The record is from RefSeq and is a predicted model, not a curated record. Bases 1 to 1341 code for a protein of 446 amino acids. The transcript is spliced from 2 exons. NCBI's taxonomy places the organism in Eukaryota, Fungi, Ascomycota, Dothideomycetes, Pleosporales, Didymosphaeriaceae.